Messenger RNA from Daucus carota subsp. sativus, 1728 nucleotides. RefSeq names its product nuclear envelope-associated protein 2. The record is from RefSeq and is a predicted model, not a curated record. NCBI's taxonomy places the organism in Eukaryota, Viridiplantae, Streptophyta, Magnoliopsida, Apiales, Apiaceae. The transcript is spliced from 6 exons. The coding region runs from base 432 to 1433 and encodes 333 amino acids.
AUCAUCAUCUCUUCUAGUAUAAAAAUUGUGCAUAUGUAAAUUCUUUGCAGCUAUAUCUCACGCCAUAUGAUAUGCUAGUAUGUGUGCAUAUCUGUAUGCUUGCAUUUAUGUUGAAUCAUCUUUGAGACGUGUUACUUGUGCCUGCAUUUACUGCUAGAGAUGGAGUGGUUUGGAUUAUUUAAACCUUCUUUGACUUUUCUAUUUUACUUAUAAGCCAAACUUCUCUAAAUUUUUAAAUUCUCAGAUGCAUCUGUCUUUUGGAUUCAAGUAAAGACAAAUUUAUGAUAUCAGAUUGAUUCUACUAUUAUUCCCACAUGCAAAUUGCAAUAGGGAGAUCUCUUUGAGUUGAAGAAGAGAGGAGACUUAUUUUGGGGCACAUGUGUGUAUUUGUUGUAGGGGGAUUGCAAAAUUUGAAUUGAUUGAUAGGUGCAAUGAGUCAUAGCAGAGAGAUUGAUCCUUUGUUGAAGGAUCUGAGUGAAAGAAAGCAGAGUUUUCGACACAAUGUGGUGAUGUUGGCUGCGGAGCUUAAGGAGGUUCGGGGCCGCCUUGCCUCCCAGGAACAAUCGUUUGUUCGAGAGAAUAUCACAAGACAGGAAGCGGAGAUGAGGGUUAAAGAUAUGGAGGAAGAGAUUUCUAGAUUGCAUAAGAAUUUAGAUGAGAGAAAUGGGCAGUAUCAAGAAGCAGCCUUUACGGCUGAGAAGUACCUCAAAGACGUGGAUGAUCUUAACUUAAAGCUCUCAGCUACUCAAGCAACAGCAGAUGCUAAUGCUGCUCUGGCACAGUCUGCCCAAAUGCAGUGCUUGGCACUAUUGAAGGAGAUAGAUGAGAAAAAUAAUGCCUUGAAAGAGCAUGAGGCUCAUGUUAAUAAGCUAGGAGAACAAUUGGAUCUUUUGCAGAAAGAUCUUCAAGCAAGAGAAAUUUCUCAAAAACAACUGAUAGAUGAAGUCCUGAGAAUGGAGCAUGACAUUAUGCAAGCAAUGGCGAACGCUGGAGGAAGUAGUGAUAGUGAGCUGAGGAGGAUUCUGGAUGAGGUUUCACCAAAGAAUUUUAACAACAUUAACAAGCUUUUGAAUGCUAAGGAUGAAGAAAUCAUGAAGCUGAGAACUGAGAUAAGAGUCAUGUCUGCCCACUGGAAGCUCAAGACAAAGGAUUUAGAAUCACAGUUAGAAAAGCAUCGGAGAGCAGAUCAAGAGUUAAAGAAGAGGGUCUUAAAGUUGGAAUUCUGUCUCCAGGAAGCUCGUGCACAAACCCGCAAGCUUCAAAGGACAGGAGAGCGAAGAGACAAGGCUCUAAAAGAAUUGAGAGAUCAGUUGGCAACAAAGGAACAACCUGGAGUUUCAAGUGACGGUAAACAAAAUAUAUGGGAAAGCUCUGGUUUCAAGAUUGUGAUCUCCAUGUCGAUGCUGAUCCUGGUUGUGUUCUCAAAGCGGUAAAACAAACUAUUGUUCUAUGUACAAUUAUUGUAUAAACGUUGGACGGCUUAGGUUUAGAACUUUAGAUGUCAAGGUGAGGCAAUUUGCUAAGCUAUAGGUGUUUAACUAUGUUGUAGAAUGUUAAAUGUAGAUGGUCUCUCUCCAUCUCUUCCGUUUAUUUACCAUCUCAUGUCGAGAAUAGUGUAGCCUGGACAAAUUUUUACAUAAACGUUUUAAAGUUUCUGCCAAUGUAUUAACUGCUUGCAGGAUGGUCAUUAUGCAUAGAUUAGAAAUAAAUUGUGAGAUUGUGAAUCAA